Molecule: messenger RNA, 1938 nt
Organism: Paramecium pentaurelia
Lineage: Eukaryota; Ciliophora; Oligohymenophorea; Peniculida; Parameciidae
Source: the annotation of a GenBank genome assembly
AUGAUCUGGAAUCUUUAAAUCACCGAUCCCAAUAUCAAAUAUCUCUUACAAAAAGAAAGUGAUUCCUUAUUGAAACACAAACAAUAAACUCAACUAUUCUAAUAAUCAAUCAAUAAUAUUAAAGAUUAAUAAACAAAAGAACUUAUUCUUUAAAAUUUACAGCUUAUUCAAGAUUCUAAUUAAUUUGUCACUUUCCGUUAACAAAUUCAAGUAUCUGUUGCCUUAUAAUAAUAAUUCAAAUAAACUUAAUAAAUUCUGGAAUAAUCAGAUAUUCAUUAAAUUAUUCACUUUAUUGAUUAAAUCUAAAAUUUGAUUGCCAAUAAUAUUGAAAUCAUAAAUAAAGAUUAAAAUAUUGUAUAAUAUAUUGCUGAAAAUAAAAAAUAAAUUAUCUAAAUGAUUACAAUGAAAUAUGAACAAACAAUUAUUAAUACUUUAAAUUCCUUAGGAUUUCCUAAUCUAAAUAAUGAAUAAGAACCUUUAUAAUUUAACUAAAUUCAUUUAUUGACAAUUUAUUCAAAAUUAAUCAAACACAUAUCAUAAAUUGAACCAUCAUUUUUGUCUUCUAUUUUCAUUAGACUUAAUUAAAAUUUUGAUUAUCAUUUUAUUGAUUCAAUUUAAGCUACCUCAAAUAUUAAUAAUAGUUCAUGGUUUUUUAAUUAUUUAUAUGAAAAUUUUGAUAAAUCAAUCAAAUAACUUUUUAAACUUGAUAGUAAUUAUGAAUAAUAAACAUUAAAUUACUAAAAUUUUGAAUUAGAAGAAAUAAUCCAGACAUUUGCUUAACUAAUGAUUAAACAUUAUAUAAUUAACAAUAUUAUAAAGGUAUUUAUUAACAAUAAUUAGAGAAUAAAAAGAGACAAAGAUGAGUUUAUAAAUUAGCCUAAUUUAGCUUUGUUAUUUUUAGAAGAACUUGAUAAUUUUUGUUAAUCUAUUGAACAAUUUUGGUAUAUUUGUUUUGAACAGAAAUGUAAUCAAAUAUUUGAAGUAAUACUACUUGUACUUGAUGAAAAUAACAUCUUUGGCAAAAUACUAGAAUGGGAAAUUAAUCUAUUUAAUCAAAGUAUUUUUAAUGAAUAUGAAAAUAAAAUUCAAUAAAAUAAUAUACAUCUUUUCCUUAAUCUAGUUGAAGAAUUUUAAAUUGUUUGGAAUAGUUAAAAUUCAAAAUAUAAUUUGAUAAUUAACAAUAAUCUGAUUGAUUAGAUUUCAAAGACUUAUACGUUAAUCUUUAAAUAAUUUUUGGAUUUAUGUGAACAAUAUUAUUUAAUUAUUAAAUAAAUAGACAGUAAAGAUUAUGUAUGUAAAUUAUGAUAAAUUAUAGGUCCAGUUUUUGUAGACUUAUUAUCUUGGAUUAAAAACAUUAAAACAGUAAUUCAAAAAAUACAAAAUAUAAAUAAAAUAACUCAAAUAAAAUACAUUAAUUAAAUUUUUAGAACCCUUAUCCAAUCAAUGUUCAGAAGAAAUAUUUUAAAAAUUAUUCAAGGAAUAUUUAUAUGAAGAUAAAUAGACAGUUGAAUUUUUCAAAUCUAUAACAAAAGUCAAUUUCUAUUAAAAUCAUUAGAUUAUAUUUCUCUAAACUCAACAUGAGUUUGGCAAAAAACUUAAUAACUUUUAUUAUAAAGCCAAUUCUACUAUUAAUUAAAUUAUAAAUUCAAAUCUGAUAGAAAGAUAGUAUGUAUCAAAUUUAGCAUAAAAAGUAAUUUCUUUAAUAAUUUAAUAACUUUACAAUAAAAUAUAUAAAAAUAUAAUAAAAUAAGAGUACUCUAAAGAUGGAAUUCUUAUCAUGUAUCUAGUCAUUAUAAGAACUACAUUUAUGGUACUAUAUUCAUCUAUUAAUCUAGAAAAUACAAAUUCAUUUAAAAAAAUUAUUGAAAAGUAUAUUAAUUUUUUUUAAUUUUAGGUUUGAUCAAAUUUAAACAAUUAUAAACAAUAGAUAUGUAUUGA